GGCCUGGCCUCGCGCGGGAGGGACGCAUCGCAGGUGCUCACGGACCGCGGGGACGUCCGCGCGCAGGGUGGGAGUCGGUGCUUCCGGUGUGUCUGCAGCUCGGGGUGCUGUGGGGUGGGGUGCGAACCCCCCGACGGCGGCGGCCUGGCACGUGACGUGUGCGUCCUUGUCUGUUUUGUCUGUGUCCCUGUCGGACCGAGUUCCAGUCCCCAGCUCUGCCACUUCCCUGCUGUGUGCCUUGGGGCAGGUGACCGCACCUCGCCUGACUCAGUUUCCUCAUCUGUACGAUGGGGAUGAUAAAAGCACCUGCCUCAGAGGGCUGUUGUGUAAAGCGCCGAGAACGCUGCCGGCGCAGAGUAAAUGCUCAGAAGAAUAAAUAAAUAAAGUAAACUAUGAUUAUGUAUCUUUUGUAUGAAGCAAGCGUCUCUGGCUAUGUCAUGGCUGCGUAACCUCGUAGGAAAUGUGGGUAUUUGUGAUGCGUGCGUGUUUGUAGGUGUAGUGCAUGUCUGCAUCUCAGUAGGUGUUGUGUGUCCCUGGGUGUAUUUAUGUAUGUGAUGUGUGGAAAUGACGGGCAAGGUGUCUUCGUGACCUUGUAUGAAAUGUGUGCAUCUUUGCAAUGGGUCUGUCCAUGUGUUUAAGUAUGUGAUGUGUGGAUCUGUGUUGUGUGUCUGUGUUUAUGUAUAAUGCAGAUGACUGAGUAUACUUAGAAACGAUAUGUGUCUGUGUGUGUCCGUGUAUGAUGUUACUUAUGGGUAUUUUUGCCUGUGAUCUGUGUAGCUUCGUAUGCAUGUGUAAUUCUUUGAAUGUGUUGUGUCUAUGUAUCCAGUUCUGAUGGUUGAUGUGAAUCUGGGUAUGUGACAUGUGUCCAUGCGUUCAGGUAAGUCAAGCGUGGGUGGGUGUGAGAGCCGUGUGUAUCCUUUAAGUACCUGUGAAUAUGUGUGUGUUGUGUGUGUUUUCGUGUUGGUGACAUACAUGUCUCUCCAUGCACCCACUGUGUGUCUGUGGAUAUUCGUGCGUGUGAUAGGUGUAUCUAUGUUAGUGCAUGUCAUGUGUGUGUCUGUCUCUGUGAAAGUGAUGUCUGUGUGUAUGUGUGUGGUGUGAGAGUCUGUGUAUCCGUGUAUGUCAUGCUGGUGUCUGCGAGUGUCCUUUGUUGCCCAUGUGCGAGAUGUCUGUGUGUUGUGACUGUGUGCCUCGGCAUGUCCCUGUGGUGUCCGCGUGAAUCUUUGUCUGUGGGGUGGGUGUCUGUGUAUUCGGGGCUUUACUUUGUGGCAGGUGUGGGUCUUUGUGAUGCUUUGCUGUUCCUGUGUGACAGGGUGCAUCUGUGCCGGGGGCCGGCCUGCCUGUACGUACCCAGUGCAGCCCGUCGUCCCUGCGUCUUUGUGUGUGACGUGUACGUGUCCCCGUCUGCCGAUGGCUGUCCACCUUUGUAUGUGAUGUGCUUGUCUAUGAGGGUCUCUGCGACGUGUGUCAGGCAUGUGUGGGCUGCGUGUGCCUGACAUCUGCAUCUUGGCGUGGAGCACACGUGUCCGUGCUGGUGGCGUGUCACAGUAGUGCCCGGGCCAGGCACUGUGGGCCCUGUGCCCCCCCCACAAGGGUCUGCUGGUCCCUGUCUGUCCCUCCUCCUCCCCUCCCUCCUGGCAGCCAAUGCUACUGGGGAGCCAGUUGCCAUGACGACGCUCCAUCCUCCCUCCAUCCUCCCUCCUCCCACCCUUCCUCUGACAGGCUCUCUGCUCCCCCAAUCCUGGCUGCCCUCGGGGGCGGGGCCCUCAUUCUCCCCCCCCAUCCUACCCUCUCCCCCCCACCCCAGCAACCCCGGCUCCCCAGCUCCUCUCCUCUGUCCGCCUCUCCAUCCCUUCAUCUGUCUGUCCCUUCAAAGAGGGGGAGGGGGGUACCUGAGCCAGUAAGCAGCCCCUCCCUCCCCCUGUCCUGCGUCUCCUGCCCCUCUCCUGGGCCGGGGGGAGGCCAGGGUCGCGCGGGUCCCCAUGGCUGGGGGCUGAGGGCCCGCCCCCCCCUCCUCCCCAGCCGCCACCACCUCCACCUCCCUUCCAUCCUCGACAAGAUGCCUGCCCCCGGCGCCCUCAUCCUCCUCGCGGCCGUCUCCGCCUCCGGCUGCCUGGCGUCCCCGGCCCACCCCGAUGGAUUCGCCCUGGGCCGGGCCCCUCUGGCUCCUCCCUACGCCGUGGUCCUCAUUUCCUGCUCCGGCCUGCUGGCCUUCAUCUUUCUCCUCCUCACCUGUCUGUGUUGCAAACGGGGUGAUGUCGGCUUCAAGGAGUUUGAGAACCCUGAAGGGGAGGAUUGCUCCGGGGAGUACACUCCCCCGGCGGAGGAGACCUCCUCCUCACAGUCGCUGCCCGAUGUCUACAUUCUUCCGCUGGCUGAGGUCUCCCUGCCGAUGCCUGCCCCGCAGCCUUCACACUCAGAUAUGACCACCCCCCUGGGCCUUAGCCGCCAGCAUCUCAGCUACUUACAAGAGAUUGGGAGUGGCUGGUUUGGGAAGGUGAUCCUGGGAGAGAUAUUCUCCGACUACACCCCAGCCCAGGUGGUGGUGAAGGAGCUCCGAGCCAGCGCGGGGCCCCUGGAGCAGCGCAAGUUCAUCUCAGAAGCUCAGCCCUACAGGAGCCUGCAGCACCCCAACGUCCUCCAGUGCCUGGGCGUCUGUGUGGAGACACUGCCCUUUCUGCUGAUUAUGGAGUUCUGUCAACUGGGGGACCUGAAACGUUACCUCCGGGCCCAGCGACCCCCUGAGGGCCUAUCCCCUGAGCUGCCCCCUCGAGACCUGCGGACACUGCAGAGGAUGGGCCUGGAGAUCGCCCGCGGGCUGGCACAUCUCCACUCCCACAACUACGUGCACAGCGACCUGGCCCUGCGCAACUGCCUGCUGACCUCCGACCUCACCGUGCGCAUCGGAGACUACGGGCUGGCCCACAGCAACUACAAGGAGGACUACUACCUGACCCCCGAGCGCCUGUGGAUCCCGCUGCGCUGGGCGGCGCCCGAGCUCCUCGGGGAGCUGCACGGGACCUUCAUGGUGGUGGACCAGAGCCGCGAGAGCAACAUCUGGUCCCUGGGGGUGACCCUGUGGGAGCUCUUUGAGUUUGGGGCUCAGCCCUACCGCCACCUGUCAGACGAGGAGGUCCUCGCCUUCGUGGUCCGCCAGCAGCAUGUCAAGCUGGCCCGGCCGAGGCUCAAGCUGCCCUAUGCCGACUACUGGUACGAUAUCCUGCAGUCCUGCUGGCGGCCACCCGCCCAGCGCCCUUCGGCUUCCGAUCUCCAACUGCAGCUCACCUACCUGCUCUCUGAGCGACCCCCACGGCCCCCGCCCCCACCCCCCCCACCCCGAGACGGUCCCUUCCCCUGGCCCUGGCCCCCGCAGCACAGCGCGCCCCGCCCAGGCACCCUCUCCUCACCAUUCCCCCUCCUGGAUGGCUUUCCCGGGGCUGACCCUGAUGAUGUGCUCACGGUUACUGAGAGCAGCCGCGGCCUCAACCUCGAAUGCCUGUGGGAGAAGGCACGCCGGGGAGCUGGCCGCGGUGGGGGAGCGCCCCCCUGGCAGCCGGCGUCUGCGCCCCCGGCCCCCCAUGCCAACCCAUCCAACCCUUUCUACGAGGCGCUGUCCACGCCCAGCGUGCUGCCCGUCAUCAGCGCCCGCAGCCCCUCCGUGAGCAGCGAGUACUACAUCCGCCUUGAGGAGCACGGCUCCCCGCCUGAGCCCCUCUUCCCCAAUGACUGGGACCCCCUGGACCCAGGAGUGCCUGCCCCCCAGGCCUCCCAGGCCCCUUCCGAGGUGCCCCAGCUGGUGUCCGAGACCUGGGCCUCCCCCCUCUUCCCUGCGGCCCGGCCCUUCCCCACCCAGUCCUCGGCAUCAGGCAGCUUCCUCCUGAGCGGCUGGGACCCCGAGGGCCGAGGUGCCGGGGAGACCCUGGCGGGAGACCCCGCCGAGGUGCUGGGGGAGCGGGGUACUGCCCCGUGGGCAGAGGAGGAGGAGGAGGAGGAGGAGGGCAGCUCCCCGGGGGAGGACAGCAGCAGCCUCGGGGGUGGCCCCAGCCGCCGGGGCCCGCUGCCCUGUCCCCUGUGCAGCCGGGAGGGGGCCUGCUCCUGUCUGCCCCUGGAGCGGGGGGACGCCGUGGCUGGCUGGGGGGGCCACCCCGCUCUUGGCUGCCCGCAUCCCCCCGAGGACGACUCGUCCCUGCGGGCAGAGCGGGGCUCCCUAGCCGACCUGCCCCUGGCCCCCCCCGCCUCGGCCCCCCCCGAAUUUCUGGACCCCCUCAUGGGGGCGGCGGCGCCCCAGUACCCCGGGCGGGGGCCACCUCCCGCUCCCCCCCCCCCGCCGCCACCUCCCCGGGCCCCUGCGGACCCAGCCGUGUCCCCCGACCCUCCCUCGGCCGUGGCCAGUCCCGGCUCCGGCCUGUCAUCUCCGGGCCCCAAGCCGGGGGACAGCGGCUACGAGACCGAGACCCCUUUUUCCCCCGAGGGAGCCUUCCCCGGCGGGGGGGCAGCCGAGGAGGAAGGGGUCCCUCGACCGCGGGCUCCCCCCGAGCCCCCCGACCCGGGAGCGCCCCGGCCACCCCCAGACCCGGGUCCCCACCCACUGCCGGGGACCCGGGAGAAGCCGACCUUUGUAGUUCAAGUGAGCACCGAGCAGCUCCUGAUGUCCCUGCGGGAGGACGUGACAAGGAACCUCCUGGGGGAGAAGGGGGCAAACCCCCGAGAGACGGGACCCAGGAAGGUGGGGAGAGGCCCCGGGAACAGAGAGAAAGUCCAGGGCCCGAGCAGGGACCCCACAGUCCUGGGCAGCGGGAAGAAAGCCCCAAGCCCGAACGAGGAGCCGAGCCUCCCCAUGAACGGGGUGACGGUGCAGAACGGGGGCCAGAGAGCCCCGGACAUCAUCGAGGAGAAGGUGGCGGAGAAUGGGGCCCCCGGGACUCCCGAGAGAGAAGAGAAAGUGCCGGAGAAAGUGCUGGAGAAUGGGGAGGUGACACCCCCAAGGAGGGAGGAGAAAGUGUUGGAGAAUGGGGAGCUGAGGUCCCCCGAGAGAGAAGAGAAAGUGCUGGUGAAUGGGGGACUGACAGCCUCAAAGAUCGAGAAGAAGGUGUCAGAGGAUGGGGGCCUGAGACCCCCCAGGAACACGGAGAGGCUGCCGGAGACUGGGCCUCGGAGAGCCCCAGGGCCCUGGGAGAAGGCACCCGAGAGUGGGGUGCCAGCCCCAGAGACCUUGCUGGAGAGAGCCCCCGAGCCCGGCGCAGUGGCCUUGUCCCGGAACGGCGGGGAGACAGUCCCUGGCCCCACUGGCCCAGCCCCCAAGAGCGGGGUGCUGGAGCCCGGGACCGAGAGGAGAGCCCCCGAGACUGGGGGGGCACCGAGAGCCCCCGGGGUUGGGAGGCCGGACCUCGGGAGUGGGGGCCGAGCCCCAGUGGGCACGGGGAUGGCCCCCGGCGGCGGCCUCGGAAGCGGCGUGGACGCAAAGGCCGGAUGGGCAGACAACACGAGGCCACAGCCGCCACCGCCACCGCCGCCACCACCGGAGGCACAGCCGAGGAGGCCGGAGCCAGCGCCCCAGAGAGCCAGGCCGGAGGUGGCAUCCGAGGGAGAGCCCGGGGCCCCAGACAGCAGGGCCGGCGGAGACACAGCACCCAGCACAGACGGGGACCCCCCCCAACCCGAGAGGAAGGGCCCCGAGAUGCCACGACUGUUCUUGGACUUGGGACCUCCUCAGGGGAACAGCGAGCAGAUCAAAGCCAAGCUCUCGCGGCUCUCUCUGGCGCUGCCGCCGCUCACGCUCACGCCGUUCCCGGGGCCGGGCCCGCGGCGACCCCCGUGGGAGGGCGCGGACGCCGGGGCGGCUGGCGGGGAGGCCGGCGGGGCGGGGGCGCCGGGGCCAGCGGAGGAGGACGGGGAGGACGAGGACGAGGACGAGGAGGAGGACGAGGAGGCAUCAGCGUCGGGCGCGGCGGCGGGGCCGCGGGGCCCCGGGAGGGCGCGGGCAGCCCCGGUGCCCGUCGUGGUGAGCAGCGCCGACGCGGACGCGGCCCGCCCGUUGCGGGGGCUGCUCAAGUCUCCGCGCGGGGCCGACGAGCCCGAGGACAGCGAGCUGGAGAGGAAGCGCAAGAUGGUCUCCUUCCACGGGGACGUGACCGUCUACCUCUUCGACCAGGAGACGCCAACCAACGAGCUGAGCGUCCAGGGCCCCCCCGAGGGGGACACGGACCCGUCAACGCCUCCAGCGCCCCCGACGCCUCCCCACCCCGCCACCCCCGGAGAUGGGUUUCCCAGCAACGACAGCGGCUUUGGAGGCAGUUUCGAAUGGGCGGAGGAUUUCCCCCUCCUCCCCCCACCCGGCCCCCCCCUGUGCUUCUCCCGCUUCUCCGUCUCGCCUGCGCUGGAGACCCCGGGGCCUCCCGCCCGGGCCCCCGACGCCCGGCCCGCAGGCCCCGUGGAGAACUGACUCCCCGAAGACCCCACCCUCCUGCACCCCCAGAAGAGGGGUUGAGAGUAGAAUCCUCUGUGGACGACGGAGCCACUGCCACCACCACAGACACCGCCUCUGGGGAGGCUCCUGAGGCUGGGCCCUCCCCCUCCCCCACCAU
Canis lupus familiaris (dog) is the source of this 6584-nucleotide messenger RNA. It is a transcript of the gene LMTK3, whose product is annotated as lemur tyrosine kinase 3. Lineage: Eukaryota; Metazoa; Chordata; Mammalia; Carnivora; Canidae. Gene Ontology annotation, molecular function: ATP binding; protein kinase activity. The record is from RefSeq and is a predicted model, not a curated record. Gene Ontology annotation, biological process: protein phosphorylation.